Thyridium curvatum is the source of this 306-nucleotide messenger RNA. RefSeq lists its product as uncharacterized. The transcript is spliced from 2 exons. The coding region runs from base 1 to 306 and encodes 101 amino acids. The record is from RefSeq and is a predicted model, not a curated record. Lineage: Eukaryota; Fungi; Ascomycota; Sordariomycetes; Thyridiales; Thyridiaceae.
AUGCCUACCCCCGAGUCCGCCGCCUUCCUCGCGAAGAAGCCGACCGUCCCUCCUACCUUUGACGGCGUCGACUACGAUGACACCAAGAGGCUCAAGCAGGCCCAAGACGCCAUCAUCCGGGAGCAAUGGGUUCAGGUCAUGAUGGGCCGGCUAGUCAGGGAGGAGAUGAGCAAAUGCUACUACCGGGAGGGUGUCAACCAUCUGGAGAAGUGCGGUCAUCUGAGAGAACGAUACCUUCAGCUUCUCAAGGACGCCAGAGUCAAGGGUUACCUCUUCGAGCAACAAAACUACAUCUCGAAGGAGUAG